AUGGACAGUGGUACCCAUACUCCAGAUGAUCCAGAUGAUGUGAAGUUACGACCGCCCAUGGCUUCCGGGCUCUUACUCUCACGUGUAACCAGUGCGCCUGAGCCCAGACGACCGGAUGAUCGUUUUCUUCCGCCUUUCGACCAUACACCGCGCAAACGCGAAUCCCCCAUGGACCGCCCCUACCAGCGAUCUGUCACCGAGCUUUCGUCGCCUUCGACCAAACACUUUUGGCCCUCCGGAGGUUCCAGCCCCCGAGGCGAGGUGGAAGAUGCACCGGACAAGCGUAUCCGCUUAGAUAAUAUACCCGAAAAGACGGAAGCUGGAGAGGACUCGUCAAAGAGAAGGAUGGAUUCUUACACAAGUCAUUAUGUUUACCCGCCCGAGCGUCGCCCGCCCAUUCAACCUCCAGAUGGCGGUGCCACGUAUCGGUCGUUUUUUGGAUCGUGUGGUAAUUGCUCAGAUACUGAAUCCAUGGCGUUGGAACUGGUUAGAUGCUUUUUGGAGCUUCAAUCUGAGAUCGCCCAAACUCUAUCCGUACCGACCGGCCACAAAAGUCCUUUGGAGUCAAUCGGGAUCCAAGUGACUAAACUAGGCCUCAAACAAUCUCUCACAUGGACCAUUGAUGAAAUACGAAAUACCACUCGCCUAGUUCAGGGUAAUGCAGCCACCAAGCCGGGUUUACCCCCUUUGUCCGAUGUCGUCCCGCCGCCGUUCGUAAACGACAUACGCCGUCUCUCCAUACAGGGCCAGGCCUCAGCUCCCCCCCAUAUAAGUGACCUCCGGAGGCUACCCCUCUCCCAAGAUCAUCCUACUCGAACUGAUGAUUUCCACCGAAGAGCCACCGACCAUCCUUCUGACCAGAUGCCUCGACCAUUUGAGCAAACACUCCCGUCCAUUCCACAGGGAGAAGAAAUGAAGCGGAAUCUUCCCUAUGAGCAGAUGCCGCCAGGCACGGGGCAGUCGCCGCAUCCCUCAUCAUCCAGCUCUGUCUUUGGUUCUAUUCAAUCACCGAUGCAGUCUCAACCAUCCAGUCGCACUCUACCGUCCCCCCCGGGGGCCCAAUUCCCCAGGACAGGCGGUUCAGGCUCAGCACAAUACUCGCCGACAACGACGCAAUCCGCCCACAAUUCUCACCUCCAGGACCUUCAACAUCAGAUAUCAACCAAGACAUUGGCACUACAAACCCUACAACGUGAACAUGAUCAACUCCUGGCGGCAUUUUCCCGAUCACAAAUCCGAUGUACCGCUCUGGACAAAAAGUCACAAGUGUCAGAUCACGAAAUUAGCACAUUGACUGAAGAGAAAAUUCGCCUCCAGCAGCAGGUGGAAAGUUUGGAAGCCCAGGUCCAGGAUCUGAUCAAGUCACGCGAUGAAGUACAUCAGCAAUCCACAGCGGAUGGGGCACAGUGGAGGCAAAUUAUGGCAAUGUCAUCACAACUACAACUUAAAGGGGCUGACGAAGCGCGGCGGUUUAAGUUAGAACGCGAAUCCUGGGAGCACGAACGUAUAUCGCUGCACAGACGAAUUGAAGAACUCGAGUCUGGUAAGGAAAUCCUUCCCGAGACGAAAAAGGCGGUGUCUGGCUCCACGACCCCUGUGGCAAACGAUUCCAUUCUGACUUCCGAUUCCAUCGAGGUUCUUAGAGAAGAAAUAACCAGGCUCAGGCGCCACUGCGCCGAAUUGGAACUAAUGCUGCAAGAACUUGCGGGAGAGACUGAACAAAUUGAUAGUGCCAUCAGCGCGAUGGAGAAUGUUCGGAGGACCCUUGCAAGCAAGAAACGUCGUUCAGAUGAUAGCUAG
This is a messenger RNA of Rhinocladiella mackenziei CBS 650.93, 1800 nucleotides long. RefSeq lists its product as uncharacterized. The transcript has 3 exons. Lineage: Eukaryota; Fungi; Ascomycota; Eurotiomycetes; Chaetothyriales; Herpotrichiellaceae. Bases 1 to 1800 code for a protein of 599 amino acids. The record is from RefSeq and is a predicted model, not a curated record.